Molecule: messenger RNA, 4829 nt
Organism: Sciurus carolinensis (gray squirrel)
Lineage: Eukaryota; Metazoa; Chordata; Mammalia; Rodentia; Sciuridae
Gene: Ccr3
Product: C-C motif chemokine receptor 3
Exons: 2
Coding region: 241-1320 (359 amino acids)
Biological process (GO): inflammatory response; chemotaxis; immune response
Cellular component (GO): membrane; cytoplasm
Molecular function (GO): C-C chemokine receptor activity
Source: RefSeq, a predicted model, not a curated record
GUUUGCUGCUGCGAUUGCCUGAGGACCUCAGACUCCAGCUCCUUCGCUCUUCCAAAGAAGACACUGCCAGUGAUUUUCCAGGGAGUUUCCAGAAGUCUUUGGUCCUGGGCUGGGGUAGCAUCACUGACCCCUCUUGUUCUGUGGCUUCCGCCUCUUGGACUGUGCAGCUGCUGGUUCCUCCAGCUCUCCAGCCGCAACAGCCAUCGUGGACUAUCCAGCUUCUGGUCGUGGACACGCAGAAUGGCUACCUCCUUCACGGAGACUGAUCUUGCCAUUGAGGCCAUUGGAACCACACCCUACGACUAUGAGGGAGCACUGCCCUGUGAAAAAGUCAAUGUCAAGGAGCUGGGGGCGCGGUUUCUGCCCCCGCUGUACUCCCUGGUACUCACGGUGGGGCUCCUGGGCAACGUGGUGGUGGUGCUGAUCCUCACCAAGUACAGGAGGCUCAGGAUCAUGACCAACAUCUAUCUGCUCAACUUGGCCAUUUCCGACUUGCUCUUUCUCUUCACUCUUCCCUUCUGGAUCCACUACGUGGGGCGGAAUGAGUGGGUGUUUGGUCAUUUCAUGUGCAAGCUCCUCUCUGGGUUUUAUUACCUGGGCUUAUACAGCGAGAUCUUUUUCAUCAUCCUGCUGACCAUCGACAGGUACCUGGCCAUCGUCCACGCCGUCUUUGCCCUUCGAACCCGGACGGUGACUUUUGGUGUCAUCACCAGCAUCAUCACCUGGGGCCUGGCGGGGCUGGCAGCUCUCCCUGAGUUUAUCUUCCAUGAGUCCCAGCAGAGCUUGGAAGAGUCUGUGUGCAGUCCUCUCUACCCAGAGGCCGAGGAGGACGGCUGGAAGCGUUUCCAUGCGCUGCGGAUGAACGUCUUGGGUCUCGCUCUCCCUCUGCUCAUCAUGGCCAUCUGCUACUCUGGGAUCAUCAAAACACUGCUGAGAUGCCCCAACAGAAAAAAGUACAAGGCCAUCCGGCUCAUUUUUGUCAUCAUGGUGGUUUUUUUCAUUUUCUGGACCCCCUACAACCUGGUCCUUCUUCUCUCUGCGUUUCAAAUGAACUUACUGGAGAACAGCUGUGAGCACAACCGACACCUGGACCUGGCCAUGCAGGUGACGGAGGUGAUCGCCUAUACCCACUGCUGCGUCAACCCGGUCAUCUACGCCUUCGUGGGCGAGAGGUUCCGGAAAUACCUGCGCCACUUUUUCCACAGGCACGUGACCCUCUACCUGGGCAAAUACAUCUCAUUCCUUCCUAGUGAGAAGCCAGAAAGAACCAGUUCUGUCUCCCCAUCUACUGGGGACCAGGAACUCUCUGCCGUGUUUUAGAUCAGAUGCAGAAAAUUGCCCGUCGAAGCCAGACUAGGCGAUGAAACCGACACAUUGGGCCAACAACUUUAAAUUCUGGGACAGUUCUUUGAACUUUCAGCACAACACCAAAGCUCUUAAAGGUCUUAAAACAUACACAAUGGGGAACAGUGUGUGCUUGUACCCAAGGUACCAGAGGCCCAGGACUGAGAGUUUACCCACUGAAAAACCAUAAAAAAUUCUCUGAAGACUUCCGUAAUUUUAAUGCACCUAGAUAUUACAUGGAUAACAUACACAGCCACAAACAGGUAAAACUCUUUUAUAUUUUGAAACAAAACUUUAGCCAGUUGUUGACAGAAAUGAAAUCUUUCACAAAGUGCAUUCAGUCAAUUACUUUAUUUUCUAAUAUGCCUAAACCAAUUCUUUCUUUGCUUGGUAAAAGGUUUUUGCCUUUCCUUUUUCUUUUUUGCUAUAUGGAUACAUACUCUCUAGCAGCAUGAUGGCAUGAUGACAUGGCCGUUCUAAAUAGUCUUAAUAGUCCGUCCAUUUCCUGUUCACACCAAAUGAUCCAAUGUCCCCACCAGUGACUCAGAGUGUGCCCUGGAAGGUGCAUCUACAUCGAGAAUGUCAAGCUCACAUUAUGGAGUAGGCCAGGGGUUUUCUGUGUGUGAGAAGAAGCUCAGGUGUGGAGGGGGAGGAGUGUGGGCUCAAAGGGACUCUCUGCAGUCACUGGUUUUCAAAUGUGUCAACAGAAGCAUCUGGAGGAGAGAUUAAAACAGAGCUGGUCUAGUCCCACCCCAGAGUUUCAGAUGUGGUAGGUCUGGGGUGAGACCAGAGAAUUGACCUCAAGUGCAAGUUCCCCUGUGUGGCCAACACUGCUUGCCCUGCGACCAGACUUGCAGAACAACUGCACUAACUAAAGUGCUUGUAGGUACACUUCUGCCGUCUCCUGGAAACUCAAGAUUUCACAGUUGUCAGAGGAAGACAGAAAAGGCCCUUUGGAUCCAUCUCUGCUAAAGGUAGUUGCCCUCCUGCGCAGCCUGUGAAUGAAGUCAGUCCAUCGAAACCAAUGGACUCGGUGGGAGUAUCUAGACCACUGGUUUGGGUAAACUGAACUUGACUUUCUUGUAUUGAACACCCUGCACGAGAAGCUGAGGGAGAUGCAAAGAUGGACGAGGCUUGCGUGAACUGCAUUCUAAAGAGUUUUUUUUUAAAUGCGACUUAUGAUGUAAACAUAUUUCCAAAAAAGUAGAAAUGGCCCAGGUCCUCAUUCCCUUUUCUUCUCUCCCUGUUGAUGGCUUCUUGAGGAGGUGAGUUCUAAGCUUCUGCUUCAUUCGUGCCUCUCAGUAGAGAGGUGUAUGGAAGCGUGGCAGGAGCCCACCAGCUGUUCGUCCGACAGCUGUCUACUAGGGAUCAGGCACAGGAUGCACAAACGCUGCUGUUAAGUGAAGGAUGCAAAACUGUAUACGACAGACACAAUCCCUGCCCCCAGGAAAGCUUUGGUCUAGUAGGAGGUAUAAGAUAGAAGCAGUGUAAAGAGUAGACACUAGGUGCUGUGUCUGGGCCAGGAAGGGAAAAGCCAUUUCCAGCUGGAAGGUGAGGGGAGGCUUCAUGGAGCUUCUGAGCCGGUGUCUGAAGAAUAGGCAGUGUUUGGAAAGGAAAAAGAUUUGGGGACAGGCACUUGAAACCAAGGGCAUGCCCAGUUCACAGGUGAGAGGGGAGGACACAUAUUUAUAGAAAGUAGGGUGGAAUGAGGAGCUUGGGAUGGGCCAUGAAUUUCAGGUAGAGGAUCUUGAGCUUUUUUAGGAAGGCUUGGGGAGUCAUUGAAGGGUUUAAACAGGGGAAUAAAAUAAUUGAUGUCAUUCAUUAGGAAAAUAAAUGUGGUUAGAGAGCAUGGACUCAGGCCCCACAACCACCCAGAGAGUAAAGUUAGGAGGUGAGCAUGAAUGUGGAGAUGAGGAACAUCGGUGGCUGAUGAGAGGUACUAUGAAGCACCCAGAGAGGAAUGUGGCCAAAGGACCGCAUGAAGCAAGAGUCAAAGCACUAGGAGCCAUGUGUGGUUGAUUGUAAAAUUCUAAGGGCAAACCAGAGUGUAUCAAAUGUGUAACAGUCAACUUUGCAUUGCUACAAUGAAACACCUGAGGUAAUUAUCUUAUAAAGAGAAAAGUUUUGUUUUGUUUUGUUUUUUUAAGUUUAUGACUAUGGAGGGUCUAAUCCAAGAUCCAUGGGCCCAUAACUUUGGGCCUCUACUGAGGGCAGCAAAGGGCAACAACAGGAAAUGCAUGUUGGAGCAAACCUUUAUGUUAUAAGCCAGGAAGCUGAGCAGAGAGGAUGGACUGGGCUCCCACAGUCCCCUUAAGGGGCACACCCUGGGUGACUGAAGGACCUCCACUAGGCAUGACCUCCUGGAGGUCACAGCACCCCCAGGGGUGCAAUCCUGGAGACAAAGCUUUUAACACGGGCACUGUUAGGGGACACUACAGGACAAAAGAAACCAGUGCCGGUGCUUGUCUUUAGGAGGGCUGUGCAUGGUUGCAGAGCAGGAAAGGAAGUGUGGCCUCCUGGGGAGGGAGCCGGGACCUCACACCUGCCAGGCAAGCACUCUACCACUGAGCCACACCUCCAACCUACCUUUUGGAUUUUUAACUAUGGAAACACAUUACCUGUUCAGAAGAAUAAUAACAAUAAACAGAAUUUUAUUUUAAAAAUAAAACGCUAAGCUCUUAUUCAGAUGUUCAGAGGUAGGCAUCCAACCCAGCAGCCAAAGGACAUGAGAAACUUCCUGCCACGAAGGAACCCUUUGACAUGGUACAAAUUAUUUAACCUCAUUUGGGUAAGAUUUCCUCAUUUGUAUCAUAAAGGAGUUGGAUUCGAUCAUUUCCGAGAACUCUGCAGCCCAAAGAGACUCUGACCUUCCUAAAAUAUUGGGAGCAGGAGGCUCGAUCUGUAAAAUAGAUUGUAAAACAGAAGGGGGAGGGAGCAGAGGACAGUUCCAAGCACUCCCUCGCAUCCCUGGAAGCUCCGGUUGCUGACCAAGGUGUGCUCAGGAGUCCAUUCAUCUCUUACCGUCCCCUCGUUCUCUCCUUCAUCCAGUAAGCACCUGCUGAGCACGCACCACGUCCCCAGCUAAGUUCCAAGGCAACAAAAUCAAGCACACCAUGGACCCGCCCUCGGGAGCUCACCGUCACGUUGAUCUGGACCCUGUUCUUGCCCUCCAUUGCCAGGGUUCAAAACCAUAUAAAGGAACCAUCACUCCCUCAUUUUAACCGAAAUGGGAGUAACUUUCAUGUUAAGACCAGAAGACAUUUUUCGCUUCCUAACCAAGGACUUGGGGAAGGGACGCGCCUGUUCCUAGUUGUCCCUUCCAUCCCUCUGCCGCCUCUGGUGAGCAGCCUUCACCUUGCCAACCGUGGUGCUCACCUGGAAACUCUACCUGGGUAAUACAGGAUGUGAAACUUCGGAACACUCUAAACCAUGCGAAAUGAAUCUCAAUCUGGCAAGGAAACUUUGAAGUUCCUUUUCUCUUUUUU